Molecule: messenger RNA, 1203 nt
Organism: Exophiala aquamarina CBS 119918
Lineage: Eukaryota; Fungi; Ascomycota; Eurotiomycetes; Chaetothyriales; Herpotrichiellaceae
Exons: 1
Coding region: 1-1203 (400 amino acids)
Source: RefSeq, a predicted model, not a curated record
AUGACCAAAAACCUCCCCGACGAAAGAGUGGUGUACCUCGCACUGAAGGAUUUCUUCAAAGGAGCUGACGGGCAGAUCCGCAAGGCCAAAAAGGUGCGCGAGGUCGUCCAGAAGGCGCAACAUAACAUCGAUGUGAGAGAUUUGAUACAGCAACACAAUUUUGAGAGCAUCUGCAGCGUAACAAAAGCACUUUUGGAACAGCAGAUCUUUGAGUCCACUCUGAAGGCGAAAAUUCGCUUCCCUGAAGUUUUCGAGAUUUCUCCCGCCCAGAGCGCUGAACGGUCGGCUUCAGAGGUAGAAGCAGCAAGAUUGGAGGCCGACGCCGUCAAGUCCGCUUCCGCAGGUCAUAAUAAGGAUAUCGCCACCGGAGACAGCGACGAUGUCCACUGGUCUAGCGAUAAGGUGUCGCGGGCUGGUUGGUGGCUUUCGCGCAAUGCUCGAGGUUUGAAAGCUAAUAUUGCUGUAGAUCUCUACGAGCUGAGAACAUCAUCUCGCAAGCGGCCAUUCCCCCACACCAGCGUCCAAGUUCCAUCUCUCUAUCCAGUAUAUCUGCCAUAUCAAACACAGCACCGGUUGCUAUUAAAGGUACAGGGCAUUCUCGAAGAUGCCUGUUACAAUUUUGGGUCACGAGAAAUGAAGGACGUCAUUGAAAAAGAAGGCUGGGAUUGUGCAGAGUGUGUUGAAUUGAAUGUUUGGGCCCGAACCCUUCUUGCCAAUAAGAAUAUCUUUCAGCUUGAGGACCUAGAAAGUUUGGGACAACAAUUCUCUGAGCUCACUAGCUCCAUUAAUCACCUCCGUCACACAGUAGUGCAUCGACUUCGGAUCAAUGCCAACGGACUGGAGCGCUUUCUGGCGGAUGCGGAAGCUCUGGCGCAAUUACUUCACGAUGACUACAACACAAGAUCCUUAGCACGACUCCGAAGAGAAGCCCAAAUCAGCAUCGAUGAACUAAAACGGAACAAAGAUCUUCUUGAGUCGAGGCUGAAUUCGAAGCUCAAAAAAAUAUCGGAUCAGAGGAUUGAAAUAGAUCAACUUGAACAGUCAGUUGUGGACGAGAUGUUGAAGGCCGACAAAGAGUAUCAACUCCUGGCUGGCAGUAAUUUAGACGAAGCCAUUCAGGCCUAUGAUACAGCGAUGCAAAGUCCAGCGCCGACAGACACAGUUUCGAGACCUGAAAGCGAUUUUGAGGAUGAUCCCGCAUGA